ACCACCACCACUAGCACUAUAACUACCGGUUCGAGGACUCCUUCCAUUUCCACAAAGAUACCUAAAACAGAGGCUGCUAGAGGUGAUGACAAUGAUAUGGCAGCAGCCAUUGGUGCCUCAAUCGGUGUCAUUCUUAUUGUAAUCCUAGUUGUACUUACCAUCAUCUUUUUAUAUAGAAGGGGGACCUUCAGACAAUAUUUUCACAAAGAUCCAGUUGAUGAGAAGGACAUUGGUGGUGAGAUGAGGGGAAUUGACAACGAUGGCAAUGAUAGACACAACGAGGAGGCUGCCAUUGAUGAAGAUAUUUAUUCAAAUCAACCUGAAGCGGAACAGAAAGAACACCCUUCUAUUCAGAUUGCAGAAUUUGCGCAUUAUGUGAACGAAAUGAAACAGAAAGAUAAUUACGAAUUUCAUAAGGAAUACGAUGAUCUGCCUAAAAAUACCAAUACAUCCUGGGAAGUGUCCAGGAAACCGUUUAACAAGAAGAAGAACAGAUAUGGGAACAUUGUAACAUACGACCAUUGUCGCGUUGUUCUCUCUGGGGAUGAACACGAGGAUUACAUCAACGCAAGCUACAUAGACGGGAUCAAGGAAAAUUCAUACAUUGCAACUCAGGGGCCUACUCUUCAAACUGAGAAUGAUAUGUGGAGGAUGAUUUGGGAACAGAGGUGUUACUCCGUUGUUAUGGUAACAUCUCUUGUCGAGCUUGGGAAGCCCAAAUGUGAGAAAUAUUGGCCUGACGAUGGAAGUAAAAUGUAUGGCAAUAUUGAAGUAACCUUGAUGAAGACUGAAGAGUUUGCUUACCACGUGACGCACACUAUGCGGGUUACAAAGGAUGGAGAGGAAAGAGAAGUGCGCCAUUAUUACUUUCAAUCAUGGCCGGAUCAUGGUGUACCCAAAUAUCCCACUCAGCUCCUGGAUUUCAGGAGACAUUAUCGAACUCAUCAUCUGCAACAGUCUGGACCUAUUGUUGUUCACUGCAGCGCUGGUGUUGGCCGAACUGGUGUUUUUCUUGCUAUUGAUACGAUUCUUGACAAACUUGAGAAAGGUGUCACAAAUUCCGUGGAUGUGUUUGGACAAGUCAGCGCAAUGAGAGAAAGAAGGAUGAACAUGGUCCAGACUUUGGAACAGUAUGUUUUCAUCCACGAAGCUAUUUUGGAGACCAUCGUCUGUGGUAACAAUGGAGUAGAUUCGAACAAAAUCAUGGAUGAAACAAAGAAUCUUUCAAAAGUCAUGGCCGGCGGGAUGACAGGUUUCCAGGCUAAAUUCAAGAUACUGGGUGAGGUAUCUCCAAAGAUAUCGGACGAUGAAUGCUCUGCAGGACUGUCAGAAGAAAAUUACAACAAGAAUCGUAACAAGAAUGUCUACCCAGCGGAGAGCAACAGAGUUCCUCUUCCGUAUCUCGAUGGAGUGGAUAAUUCCGACUACAUCAACGCUGUGUUUGUUCACGGUUAUUUGGGUAGGAACUACUUCAUCGCUACACAAAGCCCGCUGCCUGCCACAAUCAACGACUUUUGGCGGCUGAUUCAUACGCAGAAAUCCUCUACCAUUGUGUUGUUAAACAACAUCAAAGAUGGAACGUCAUUUCCGAGAUUUUGGCCGUCAGAAAGGGGGAAACCAACUUUGUAUGGCAGCUUGACUGUUCAGUUGGACUCAGAGAAAGAUUCAGAUGGAAUUUGGACAAGGAAAUUCAUCUUAGCGUCUUAUCCAGAUUUGUCAGAUGGACGGGUCGUCAAUAUCUUCCAGUACACGAAGUGGCCAGACCAUCGUGUUCCUCAAAACGGACGUGGAGUUAUUAGUUUGACGUCAUUGGUCGAGAAAUCACGACAGAGCCACGGUGGAGGACCGGUUAUUGUUGCAUGCAGCGAUGGAGCGGGUCGUACGGGAACGUUUAUUGCCAUUUCAAACCUGCUCGAAAGAAUGAAAAUUGAACAAUCGAUGGACGUCUUUCAGGCGAUUAAAAUCAUCAGAGGAACACGACCACAGUUUGUCGAAAAUGCUGAGCAAUAUCAGUUUUGCUACACAGCCUUAAUGGCAUACUUGGAUGACUUUGGUGAAUACUCAAAUUUUGAGUAACAAAUGCGUUAGUCGGUAGAAACGAAAUUUAAAACGUUUAAGGGUAGAGAAUAGCUUAGUUUUCAUACGCUCAAAGCGGAAAACGGUAGUGUUGUUGAAUUUGUUUAUACUUUUUAUACAUUUGUUGAUGAUUUGUUGCGAUGGUAGAUAGCGCAAGUUGGAAACCU
Messenger RNA from Dendronephthya gigantea, 2243 nucleotides. RefSeq names its product receptor-type tyrosine-protein phosphatase S-like. The record is from RefSeq and is a predicted model, not a curated record. The transcript is spliced from 18 exons. Bases 97 to 2076 code for a protein of 659 amino acids. Gene Ontology annotation, molecular function: protein tyrosine phosphatase activity. Lineage: Eukaryota; Metazoa; Cnidaria; Anthozoa; Malacalcyonacea; Nephtheidae. Gene Ontology annotation, biological process: protein dephosphorylation.